Molecule: messenger RNA, 2118 nt
Organism: Polypterus senegalus (gray bichir)
Lineage: Eukaryota; Metazoa; Chordata; Cladistia; Polypteriformes; Polypteridae
Product: testosterone 17-beta-dehydrogenase 3-like
Exons: 11
Coding region: 74-1036 (320 amino acids)
Cellular component (GO): endoplasmic reticulum
Molecular function (GO): oxidoreductase activity
Source: RefSeq, a predicted model, not a curated record
UUGACACGGGUGAACUAAGAUCCACCGUCUUGACAGCAAGAUUCGCAGAAUAGUGGCUUUUUCUGCAGAAAAUAUGCUUCUGUACGUUUUUGCAGGGUUCGGAGUUUUGAGCUUCGCGGUGUGCGCUCUCAAGUUGCUUUGGAAAAUCUGGUGUGGAUUUCGUUCCUAUAUUCUGUCGAUGGUUUGGAAGACUGAUCUGAAGUCGUUUGGAAAAUGGGCAGUUGUCACAGGGGCUACAGCAGGAAUUGGUAAAGCCUACGCACAUGAGUUAGCCAGACGUGGUUUGAAUAUUGUUUUAAUCAGUCGCAGUAUGAAGAAGCUGAAGAAUUUGGCUGCGGAAAUAAAAAAGCAACAUAACAGAGACACCUGGAUCAUUCAAGCAGACUUCACAGAGGGUCCUUCUCUUUAUGAUAGCAUCGAAGAGCAGCUGAAAGAACUAGAAAUUGGAAUUUUAGUCAACAAUGUGGGGAUGCUAUAUGAAAAAUCGUUUGCCCGGCUCCUUGACACUUCUAAUCCAGCUAAGAAAAUAACUGAGAUACUCAACUGUAACAUCCUCUCCACAACCCAGAUGAGCAGAAUAGUUUUGCCCCAGAUGAUCCAAAGGAAAAAAGGUCUAAUAAUAAAUGUAUCUUCUGAAAUGGCUUCAGCUCCUUUUCCGAUGCUUAACAUGUACUCCAGCACUAAGAUUUUUAUUAACUAUUUUUCAGAAGCUCUGAAUGCAGAAUAUAGGGAAAAAGGAAUUAUUGUCCAGUGUGUAAUGCCAUUUUUUGUUUCUACCAAUAUGACAUACAAAAUGAAGAUUAGCUUGUUUGUAAAGGAUGCUAAUGCAUUUGCAAAUGAAGCCCUCAACACUGUGGGAUACACUACAAUGACCAGCGGCUGCCUGUCCCAUGCCUUACAGCAUGCUGUCGUCAACUUUUUCCUGCCUGACUGGGUCCGUCUCUCUUCCUUCAAUAUGAGGAUGUUGGAGAAAUAUGAGCAGCAUCAAAGGCCCAUCCUUCAGGAAAGGAUAAGGAAGAUGAAGAAAGAAGAGUGAAAAUGUGUUUCUCAUAUACCUGCCUUCUUGUUUCUUUUUAUACAGAUAUUGUAUUCUCUAUAUUUUAAGUUCAUCAUGUGUUCAGCAAGAAUCUUUACUAUGAAGGUCACAUCUGUAGACCUGAAACUAGAUAUAAGGAAGUUAGUUAUUCUGAGAGUGAACUACAGCAUAUACUGCUGUGAAGAUAUAUCGCAGUAAGCAGUUAAAAAUAUUUGGGGACUUUUGACAUCAUGCAAACACAUUCACUCAGGCAAAUAGUGUCAGUAUCAUGGUGGUGGUGAUUGGUGACGGGGGGGUGAAAGGAUGUUUCGAGGGGUUUAGCCAUUUCUAGAAAUUCCAAAGCAAUUGCUAGCCCUACAUCAAAGCCACUAUCUAUGAUAUUAUUAGGUUGCAACAGGCACAAUUAAAUACUAUUUUUUUCACAAAUUUUCAAAUUUCAAGUUUAAAUAUGUUUAAUCUCAAAAUAAAACUUUGGCCUUUGACCUUUGUCAAAACCUUAUGGUGCUGCACCUACAGGCAUACCAUUGUGUUCUUCCCAGUUGUCCAAAGUGUGUGUAGCCUUUUUCUGUAGGUAAUCCAGUUUACCUCCAUCUUCCCAAAGAUUUACAGUAGAUCAGUUGAACACAAGUGACGGUGUGAUUAUGUGCAAGUGAGUCCUGUGAUGGACUGGUGCUUCAGUCCCGACGUCUACGGACUGAAUCAAUCAGUUUUGAGAAUGUGUGGAUGGAGAGGAACUGAAUAAACCAAAUGCAUGGACAGCCUGUUGACAAUAAUACUGCACUGCUCUCUUGGCCCAUGUUACUCUCUCAUUCAACUGCUGGCUACACAGUGCCUAUAAAAAGUAUCCACCCUCUUGGUAGCUCUCACACAUUAUUAUUACACAACAUUGAAUCACAGUGAAGUUCAUUUUGCUUUUUUAACACAAGCCAACAGGAAAAAACUCAAAACUGAAAACUGAUCUCUUCAAUGUAACCUAAAUUAAUCUUAUACAUAAAGCAGACUGUAACAGUCUUGUGGUCAUGUAUUUAUGUUAUCAUCCAGUUGACGCUCUGAACAUUUCUGGUGUGCUCCGUAAAAGCAAC